AUGAACCAUCAUGGCGAAGCCAGUACAAUAGAGAGUCGUGCAGCGGCCCAAGAAAAUAUCGCAUCUUUUGGUGCCAGAAACGCCGGGCUUCAGGUUACACAAAAUCAUGGCAAUAUCACUGCAAAUUUCAAUUAUCAAUCCGAAGAAAGUGAGAUUCAACUGAAUCGAGAAUGCCUGCAAGCCUUGUGCGAGACAAAUCCUCAGCGCGACAAAGAUCGGAUCGAGAGACACAAGGGCGGCUUACUAGAGGACGCAUACAUCUGGGUUCUUGAAAAUGCAGAGUUCAAAAGAUGGCGAUUUGAGGAAAAGGAUCAACUCCUUUGGAUCAAGGGCGACCCUGGGAAGGGCAAAACCAUGCUUCUAUGUGGUAUCUUAAACGAAUUGAUGAAGUCUACUGUCGCUUCUGAGACCACGAUCAUCUAUUUCUUUUGCCAGGCAACCGACGCGAAAUUGAACAAUGCUACUGGCGUUCUUCGCGGAUUAAUAUUUAUGCUAAUUGAUCAGCACCCAACUCUCAUCUCACAUGUGCGACGCGAGUACGACAAAGACAAGAGAAUUUUUGAAGAUCGUCGAAAUUCUUGGGAGACGCUCUCGCAAAUGCUAGUUAAGAUCCUCGAAGACCCAACGUUGCAGAAGGUAUAUGUGAUCAUUGACGCCCUGGAUGAAUGCACCACAGACUUGAACCUUCUUCUCGAAUUCAUCGUGCAAAUUCAAUCUUCGAAUAUGCAUGGAAAAUGGCUUGUCACAAGCCGCAAUGAGAUAUCAAUUGAAGAGAUUCUGGAGACCCAUGAAAUCGAAUCCAAAAAAAAGAAGCUUUCGCUUGAGCUCAACGAAGAUUCAGUGUCCAAGGCUGUUGAAUUAUUUAUCAAUUUUAGGGUUCGGAUCUUAUCGAAAAGAAAGAGAUACUCUCCAGGUACUCGGGAUGCUGUUAUUCAACAUUUGCUAUCGAAUGCGCAUGGAACCUUUCUGUGGGUGGCCUUGGUCUGUGACGAACUUCUUAGUCCCCGGCUUUCGAAUUUACAAGUUCCGAAAAAAUUGAAACAAUUCCCUGCCGGUCUUGAUAAACUCUAUCAACGAAUGCUGGACCAGAUAGACAAUGAUCCUGACUCUGAGAUCUGCAAGUAUAUACUUGGUAUCACUACAACAGUAUAUCGACCUAUCACGUUGGAAGAGCUAAGCUCCUAUAUCGACUUUUCCGAAGAUGAUGAUAUCUCAUAUCUAGCGCAGCUAAUCGGUCUCUGUGGCUCUUUCCUUACGCUUCGAGGGUCUAUAAUUUCCUUGGUACAUCAAUCUGCAAAAGACUUUAUCCAUCAGAAGGCUGUUGACAAAGUUUUCCCUUGCGGACCUGAACAAGUGCAUUAUGACAUUUUCUCGAAAUCAUUGGACGCUAUAACUAAGACGUUGCGACGUGACAUUUACGAUCUCAUUCAUCCUGGGUACGAGAUAGGCAAAGUUGAACAGCCAGAUCCGGAUCCAUUGGCGGCAGUACGAUACCCCUGUAUUUACUGGGUCGACCAUCUCCGGGCCUGCUCUCCCCAAGUUCGCGCAGAGUUUCCCGAUGAUUUUGCUGAAGGCGGCACAGUCGAUAUAUUUUUCUGUAAGAGCUACCUUCACUGGCUCGAAGCUAUUUCUCUACUGGGAAGUGUAUCAAAAGGGGUAGCAGCAAUUCUCACGCUUGAGGAUUUAGUUGAGUCAGAGACAGACAAUGCGGAACUGGUCGAUAGAGUGAAAGAUGCCUCUCGAUUUCUUCUAUAUCAUCAAGUUGCCAUUAGGUGCUGGCCACUUCAAGUGUAUGCAUCUGCACUGAUCUUCAGUCCAGUCAAUAGCAGAACGAGGAUCCAAUAUGAAGAUCAACAGCCCUUGUGGAUUACUCUACAGCCAGAUAUGGAGUAUCAAUGGAGUCCAUGUCUGCAAACGUUGGAAGAACACAGCCUUUCAGUCAAUUCGGUUGCUUUCUCUCACGAUUCCAAGUUCAUUGCUUCAGCAUCCGAUGAUUGCACCGUCAAAAUCUGGGAUACCAGCAGUGGAGAAUGCCUUACUACCCUUGAAAACAGCGAUCCGGUACUUUCCAUGGCUUUAUCGCGCGAUUCCAAGCUCCUCGUCUCUAUGUCAAGGUCGUUGGAUGCUGUAUAUUCCAGUGAAUAUAGAUCUACUAUCAAGCUGUGGAAUACAGAUAACAGCCAUUGCAUCAUGACGAUCGAAGACGAUGAGAUAUUGACUUCUGUCGUCUUAUACGAACCCGAUUACAUUGUCUUAACAAUAUCCCAGAAGCUGAGUCUUAUCGCAUUAGCCUCAGCUGAAAAGACUAUAAAAAUUCGGGAUCUUCGCACUGGGAAAUGCGUUCAAACUCUGGAAGAGCAUAGGGGAUCCGUCUACUCGGUUUCCUUCUCACCUGAUUCUCUGCUUCUCGCCUCGGGGUCGGAUGACAAUAUAAUCAAGCUUUGGAAAACCGACAAUUGGAAUUGCAUCCAGACUCUUGGUGACGAUGUAACAGGCAUGCGGCGCAGUCAGAAUGUGAUGUCAUUGGUGUUCUCUGACGAUUCUAGAGUGCUUGCCGCCUGCACAGAAGGCCAUGAUGUCUAUCUAUGGAAUACUAGCAAUCGGCUGCUUCUUCAGAUCUUCAAAGGUCAUGGAGGCUCUAUUUCUUCGAUCGCCUUUUCUCAUGAUUCAAAACUCCUCGCCUCGGCCUCAGCAGAUACUACAAUUCGGAUAUGGGACGCCACCAGCAGAGAGCGUCCACGCGAUUUCAAUAGCCAUAAUGCUGCAGCCAGGCCUUACUUUUCCCAUGAUUUCACGCUACUUGCCACAAAGGCUACUGCUAAACCACAUGAUGUCAAGAUCUGGGACGUCCAUAGCGGAAGAUGUCUUCAAACUCUCAAUGACUGGCCCGACGACCCAGACAACUCCUUAAUAUUUUCAAACGAUCUGAAAUAUCUGGCGUCAUUCUUAGGUGGUCAACAGGUUCAAGUUUGGGAUAUCAGCAGUGGGGAAAGUUUACCAUUAUACAACGAGCUCUACUAUGGAUACUCGAGAUUUCCACUUGAACCAUUUGUUCCAAAUUGUGAACUAUCUGUCGACCCUCUUGCUUCUUCAAGUCAUGCUCAAUUUCAAGUAUCUACCUAUGACUUUGGGCCUCAUUAUUCUGAAGGCCUAGGCUUGACUCAAUAUGGGCCAUGUAUCAUGUGGAACAAUGAGUGCUUGCUCUGGCUGCCACCGGAGUAUCGACCGGCCGGACUCAUCUUAUCAGAAGGCAUGGUUAUCGCGGGGUCAAUAUUAUGCAUCUCAUGUGCUUCGGGACGAGUACUUUUCUUCAAUUUCGACUCCAGUGCGAUAUCACAGCUCAUUGCGACUUCCAAGGCCAAAGAAUUGGAACGUCGUACCAGUCAAAGUGAUGCCGAACUGGGAGCAGAAAACUGA
Molecule: messenger RNA, 3417 nt
Organism: Penicillium cosmopolitanum
Lineage: Eukaryota; Fungi; Ascomycota; Eurotiomycetes; Eurotiales; Aspergillaceae
Exons: 4
Coding region: 1-3417 (1138 amino acids)
Molecular function (GO): protein binding
Source: RefSeq, a predicted model, not a curated record